Procambarus clarkii (red swamp crayfish) is the source of this 1029-nucleotide messenger RNA. NCBI's taxonomy places the organism in Eukaryota, Metazoa, Arthropoda, Malacostraca, Decapoda, Cambaridae. The record is from RefSeq and is a predicted model, not a curated record.
AUGCGAUCACUGCGAGAGCCGGGCCCUCAGAUCACUGCGAGAGCCGGGCCCUCAGAUCACUGCGAGAGCCGGGCCCUCAGAUCACUGCGAGAGCCGGGCCCUCAGAUCACUGCGAGAGCCGGGCCCUCAGAUCACUGCGAGAGCCGGGCCCUCAGAUCACUGCGAGAGCCGAGCCCUCAGAUCACUGCGAGAGCCGGACCCUCAGAUCACUGCGAGAGCCGGGCCCACAGAUCACUGCGAGAGCCGGGCCCUCAGAUCACUGCGAGAGCCGGGCCCUCAGAUCACUGCGAGAGCCGGGCCCUCAGAUCACUGCGAGAGCCGGGCCCUCAGAUCACUGCGAGAGCCGGGCCCUCAGAUUACUGCGAGAGCCGGGCCCUCAGUUCACUGCGAGAGCCGGGCCCUCAGAUCGCUGCGAGAGCCGGGCCCUCAGAUCGCUGCGAGAGCCGGGCCCUCAGAUCGUUGCGAGAGCCGGGCCCUCAGAUCGCUGCGAGAGCCGGGCCCUCAGAUCGCUGCGAGAGCCGGGCCCUCAGAUCACUGCGAGAGCCGGGCCCUCAGAUCACUGCGAGAGCCGGGCCCUCAGAUCACUGCGAGAGCCGGGCCCUCAGAUCACUGCGAGAGCCGGGCCCUCAGAUCACUGCGAGAGCCGGGCCCUCAGAUCACUGCGAGAGCCGGGCCCUCAGAUCACUGCGAGAGCCGGGCCCUCAGAUCACUGCGAGAGCCGGGCCCUCAGAUCACUGCGAGAGCCGGGCCCUCAGAUCACUGCGAGAGCCGGGCCCUCAGAUCACUGCGAGAGCCGGGCCCUCAGAUCACUGCGAGAGCCGGGCCCUCAGAUCACUGCGAGAGCCGGGCCCUCAGAUCACUGCGAGAGCCGGGCCCUCAGAUCACUGCGAGAGCCGGGCCCACAGAUCACUGCGAGAGCCGGGUCCUGAGAUCACUGCGAGAGCCGGGCCCUCAGAUCACUGCGAGAGCCGGGCCCUGAGAUCACUGCGAGAGCCGGGCCCUGAGAUCGCUGCGAGAGCAGGGUCCUGA